AUGGACAACAACGCGACUGGCUGCGGUGAGAUGACGGGUAGCGUGCCGCAGGCUGCCAGUGUGUCGGACGUGGGUUCUUUCCGUGAGAGCGCCAUCAACGCGUACUGGACGCAGUACCAGGACAAGUACGACUCGCGUUCGAAACUGUUCGAGGACCUUGCGGACGUGCACCUGAAUUGGCUGCCGAACGACGCCAAGCCGUCGGCUGAGGCUGCGUACAACCAGUUCGUGUACACGUACACUCUGGGUGCUGGCGGUGAGGCGUAUGAGGGCGACUACGACGUGUUCAACGCUGCUCAGCUGGGCAAGGGCGUCACCUUCAUUGGUAAGGACGAAGUGCCCCUCACGAACGAGGUCAGCUUUUGUGACUACGUGUGGGGCUUUAGCAACUGGAACUCUACGUGGACUCGCGACAACGAGAUGAUCGGUCCUGGCAUCCAGCGCAAGGAGGGUGUGCUCCGCUCGUUGGUGUACCUGCAGGUGUCUAUCUCCGGCCAGGCUUUGAUCUUCGUGACGCGUACGGCCGGCAGCAACAACUGGUUCUUCGCGGAGAAGCCGUGCAACCUGCUGCUGAUCGCCUUCGUGUUCGCCCAGGUGGUUGCUUCGGUGAUCGGCUGGAUUGGUUUCGGUGGUUACCCGACGGACCGUAUCGCCGUGAUCGGCUGCGGCGGCGGCUACACUUUGAUUGCCUGGCUGUGGGCUAUCGUGUGGCAGUUCCCGCUUGACCUGAUCAAGUUCACGGUCAACUACAUCCUGACGAAGAACACGUACGCGAGCAAGGCGUUCACGGAGCGCAUAAACGCGGGCCACCCCACGAUGACGCACUCUGUGGUGACGAACACGCAGCGUUCGAUCCGCGCCAGCCGCACGGUGUAA
This is a messenger RNA of Phytophthora infestans T30-4, 876 nucleotides long. Its product is annotated as plasma membrane H+-ATPase. The record is from RefSeq and is a predicted model, not a curated record. The coding region runs from base 1 to 876 and encodes 291 amino acids. The transcript has a single exon. Lineage: Eukaryota; Oomycota; Peronosporomycetes; Peronosporales; Peronosporaceae. Gene Ontology annotation, molecular function: P-type proton-exporting transporter activity. Gene Ontology annotation, biological process: regulation of intracellular pH; proton transmembrane transport. Gene Ontology annotation, cellular component: plasma membrane.